This is a messenger RNA of Funneliformis mosseae, 159 nucleotides long. Lineage: Eukaryota; Fungi; Glomeromycota; Glomeromycetes; Glomerales; Glomeraceae. The record is from the annotation of a GenBank genome assembly.
AUGCUGGCGAUUCCAAGUUCACGGGAUACUUUCUCGACAUGGGAUAAUAGACGAUUUUUCUCCGUCAUUUCCGAUCGUGAUGCUGGCGAUUCCAAGUCCGCGGGUAAAUCUUCACUAAAGCUGAAGCAACCAGGAUUCCAAGACCUCGGACAGGAAGAG